Molecule: messenger RNA, 533 nt
Organism: Anopheles bellator
Lineage: Eukaryota; Metazoa; Arthropoda; Insecta; Diptera; Culicidae
Product: ejaculatory bulb-specific protein 3-like
Exons: 2
Coding region: 141-527 (128 amino acids)
Source: RefSeq, a predicted model, not a curated record
GUUCGGGGGUAUCCUUGAUGGAUAGGAAUGUUUGGCGGUUGAAUCGUUAAGUUGGUAUAAAAAGCGGCCGCCGGGCAGCAGAUCGGCACAGUCAGAGCUUCUCUAGCCACCAAGAGCGUCUAACUUCCAUCGUUAGCAACAUGAAACUGUUCGUAGCCAUCGUUUUCGCGAUUCUGGCCAUUGUGGCCGCACAGGACGCUCAGUACACCACCAAGUACGACGGUAUCGAUCUGGAUGAAAUCCUGAAAUCAGACCGGCUGUUCAACAACUACUACAAGUGCCUGAUGGACGAGGGUCGUUGCACCCCGGACGGCAACGAGUUGAAGCGUAUCCUACCGGAAGCCCUGCAGACCAAUUGCGCCAAGUGCAGCGAGAAGCAGAGGGCUGGCGCGGUCCGGGUGAUCAACUACAUGAUCGACAACCGCAAGGAGCAGUGGGAAGCGCUGCAGAAGAAGUACGAUCCGGAGAACCUGUACGUUGAAAAGUACCGGGAGGAAGCCAAGAAGGAGGGAAUCAACCUGGAAUAGUAGAGU